Molecule: messenger RNA, 1448 nt
Organism: Tarenaya hassleriana
Lineage: Eukaryota; Viridiplantae; Streptophyta; Magnoliopsida; Brassicales; Cleomaceae
Product: inactive LRR receptor-like serine/threonine-protein kinase BIR2
Exons: 1
Coding region: 281-1114 (277 amino acids)
Molecular function (GO): protein binding
Source: RefSeq, a predicted model, not a curated record
AUCUAUCCCCUCUCACUCUUAUCUUGCGCAUACCCCAAUGCCCUGCUAACGUGCGCCUCAAUACCCGGCCUAAAGAUCAUCACCACCACCACCAUCAGGUCCAAGCAGAAAUUCUUCUUUAACAAACACAUCUAUGUUCCAUCUCCUCAACUUUUCUUAAAAAAUAUUUUAUUUUUUUUUGUCACUCACAUGAAAGCGUAGUCUUCUGAAAACGUCUCUCUCCCUCCCCCCUCCCUCGUUCUCUAUCUCUCUGGAUUGGCGGCGGGGAUAUACAUCGGCGAUGAUGGCAGGGGGACAUCGGCGUAACUUCCGGUUACUUCUGUUCUUGUUGAUUACGCUGGAAACGGCACGGCCUCUGACCACCGGAGACCCAAACGACGAGGCGUGCCUGAACCAUCUCCGGCAGAGCUUGGAGGAUCCGAUGAACAACCUCCGGAACUGGACAAAGUCCAUGUUCUCAAACCCCUGCAGUGGCUUCACCUCCUACCUCCCCGGAGCCACCUGCAAUAAUGGCCGAAUCUACAAGCUCUCCCUCACCAAUCUCGCCCUCCGAGGCUCCAUCUCUCCCUUCCUCUCCAACUGCACCAACCUCCAAUCCCUAGAUCUAUCCUCCAACCAGAUAUCUGGCGAGAUCCCGCCGGAACUGCAGUUCCUCGUCAACCUGGCCGUCCUCAAUCUCUCCUCCAAUCGUCUCUCAGGCCAAAUCCCGCCGCAGCUCGCUCUCUGCGCGUACCUUAACGUCAUCGAUCUACACGACAACGAGCUCUCCGGUCCGAUCCCGCAGCAGCUGGGGCUUCUCGCGAGGCUAUCCGCGUUCGACGUGUCGAACAAUCGGUUGUCGGGGCAGAUUCCGGCGUCUCUGGCGAACCGGAGCGGGAGCCUCCCGAGAUUCAACGCGAGCUCGUUCGAAGGGAACAAGGGUCUGUACGGAUAUCCUUUGUCGGGCAUGAGGAAGACAGGGUUGUCGGUGUUGGCGAUCGUGGGAAUCGGGCUCGGCAGCGGGCUUGCGAGCUUGGUGAUUAGCUUCACCGGAGUAUGUGUAUGGUUGAAGAUAACGGAGAAGAAGAUGGCGGAGGAAGAAGGGAAGAUUAGCCACUUGAUGCCUGAUUACUGAUUCAAUUAUAUGCCCUUAAUCACAUCUUAAUUCAUUAGGGUUUUUUUUAAAAUCAAACUCCGAUUUUAGGAUACUCUGGAUUUGCCUCUCUUCCCCCCACUCUUAUCUUUCUCAUUUUUCCCAUUAUUUUUUGGAUUUAUCUUUCCUUUCUUUAAAAAAAUGAGAAGUUUUUUGCAACUUAAUUUUGACCUUUGCCAUCUUCGAGUAAUUUUGACGUGUGAUGAAAAUUGAAUGCAUAAUCAAAUUUUAUACAGAUUGAAUUAUGGUUUGUAGAUAAUCACGGAUGUGUAAUUUACACUCUUCAAAGGGCUAAUGGAGCAUUUAUUGCGCUUAA